AUGUCGUCAGAAGGACUAAAAGAUUACCUUGACGACUAUAGUUGGGGCAAACCUAACCUGACAGCUUCGCAAUGCUAUGAUUUGGAUCUGUGUAGCCUUCACAAUGGUGCUAGGGUUUGUCAAAGAUGGCAUCUUAUUGCAAGAGAUUUCAGCCUGCAAAAGAAGAUCACCAUAAGGAAGACUUUAAAUGAGAAUCAACUAAAAAGUCUCGUGCAUAAUCAUUUUUCUAAAACUCUAGAAGAGUUUUACUUGCUGAAGCCAUCCAGUUCUUCACCAUUACUCGCCGUGAAAAGAGACACCUUGUGGAAAUUGUCUAUACAAAGUAACAGAAUGAAGAAGUUGGUCUUGAUGUCCUGCUCACUAUCGUCCGUAUCUCUGAAAGAUUUGCCCCCUAGCCUUCUGCAUUUGAGUGUUAGAGAAUCAGAAAUUUAUCCAGAUCUGUUCUUUGGCUCUAAACCGCACUUAUCUGUGCCUCAUCUAACAUGUUUAGAUAUUGGAGGAGUGAGCAAUUUUCUUACUAGUCAAGAUUUGCAUGUCUUUUCCACUUUAAGGUCUUUGCGAGCUUUGUAUCUGGAAGGAUGCUUUCGGAUCAACAAUGGCGGAAUAGAAUCCAUUGUAGACAUUUUACCACAGCUUGAAAUUCUUGAUGUCGAAGGCACUGACAUAUCCAAUGACGGAGUUCGAACAAUCUUGCAGUUCUGCAGCAGUGCGAAGGAGUUGUACAUCGGGCACACUUCUAUUGAUGAUGGUGCGUUUUCUGCUGUCGGCGAAAAUGAGAUGCCAAAGCUAUCUUUUUUCUGCAUCCGAAACACAAAUAUUUCAUCUAGUGGUAUUCACACUUUUCUCAUGCAUCAUCUGCACAACCAAAAAUUGGUGGUAAAAGCAGACUUUGACUGCAGCAGUAACUGUUUCAAUUUAAAGGAUAAUUAUAUGGUGCCUGGAACAGAUGGAACAUUGCCUUAUGUUGCAGACAUAAAGUGCCAUCACUAUUUGUCUCAUAAAUGUUGAGUGAUAUUUUAAUACUCUCGUCUUUAAACAAUAUCCAUUGAUUAUAAAUAAUCCAACAAUCUUCAAAUGUAAACAUUUCACCAUAUUGUAUAUUCUAUAUUGGACACCCCA
Messenger RNA from Uloborus diversus, 1119 nucleotides. RefSeq lists its product as uncharacterized. Bases 1 to 1008 code for a protein of 335 amino acids. Lineage: Eukaryota; Metazoa; Arthropoda; Arachnida; Araneae; Uloboridae. The transcript has 2 exons. The record is from RefSeq and is a predicted model, not a curated record.